UUGUAGAAAGAAAAAGAAAAAUCCGCAUCCAAAUAGAACUGGGAGAAGCCGUGUGUACCUUCGUUACGAUUAAAAGUUUAAAACCCCCUCUUCCACCUCCAAGGUACGCAGCGAGCCGAGCGAGAGGAAGAGAGAGAGAGAGAGAGAGAGAGAUGGCGAGCGAAGAAGAGAGCGCGGUGAAGGAGCCGCUGGACCUCAUCAGGCUCAGCCUCGACGAGCGCAUCUACGUCAAGCUCCGCUCCGAUCGAGAGCUUCGUGGAAAACUUCACGCAUAUGAUCAGCACUUGAAUAUGAUACUUGGGGAUGUUGAAGAAAUAAUUACUACUGUAGAGAUUGAUGAUGAAACUUAUGAAGAGAUUGUCAGGACCACCAGGCGCACUGUGCCCUUUCUUUUCGUUAGAGGAGAUGGAGUCAUACUGGUUUCUCCACCUCUGAGGACAGCAUGAUCAAGCUGUAGAAUUAGGUCAAUGGUGAGAGGUCACUGGUGGACUUUGUGUCUCCAAUAUUGACUGCUGUGUUACUGUCCUUUUCCCUUUUGGAUGACAACCAACUGCAAGUUCUCGAAAUUGUAAUCAUCUAUAUGUUAGGUUGGAAACAGAUAUGAAUAUCUGUAUUAUCUGUGAUAAGCAUGUUUAAUUUUAAGCAUCCUUGUUACGACUGUUGAUUGGUUGAAUGAAUUAAAUUAUAUUAUCAGGUUGGGUUGUUA
Phoenix dactylifera (date palm) is the source of this 706-nucleotide messenger RNA. RefSeq names its product sm-like protein LSM3B. NCBI's taxonomy places the organism in Eukaryota, Viridiplantae, Streptophyta, Magnoliopsida, Arecales, Arecaceae. The record is from RefSeq and is a predicted model, not a curated record. Gene Ontology annotation, molecular function: RNA binding. Gene Ontology annotation, biological process: mRNA splicing, via spliceosome.